UGCUAAAGCAUGGCGGUCAAAAACAACGCGUGGAAGUCACAGUAAUCAACAACAUAGCAAUCCGUUGCAUUAUAUUAAUUUUCAAGAGUAACAACAGCAAUGCUCGUUGGAUAGGACGUUAGCUCUCUGAUGCAGGUAGCUGUUAACAUCGGUACGGAGGAUAAACACUUUUCUCCAGAAAAGUCUGAGCAAACUUAAAACUGGUGGAUGAGCCGGUUAAAGUAUCCUGACUGAGUCUAACUGCUGUGCUGAUUAUGGAUGACUUAGAAAGAGAGCUGGAGCCUCACAUUGACUUAGAGAAUGACUCUGACUCCUCAGAGGAUAACUCUUCAAAAGGAGAGAAGAAAUCAAAGUUCCCUCUGGUUAAACCCAUUUAUGGAGAUCAGACUCAACAGAAUGGGUUUCGCCGGACCACCAGCAUGUGUCGGGAGCGCAUCAGAGAAGCCAUGCUGCACCACAGAUGGGAGGAGGCAGCAGAAUAUAUGGUGUACUACCCCCAAAUUUUAGAGGACAGAAAUCUUUUCACAGCGCAGCCAUCUAAGGAGUUUAUUUGGAGAACUGCCACUGAGAUCUUUCACCAUCAUCCCAACUCAACAAUGGAAGAUUACAACACCAUCUAUGAGCGAAUGAAGCAUUCGGGAUUUAGACAUUACCUAAUGAUUUCUCUGGAACAUUCCUUCCACCUCCUGCUCCACCAGCAGAUUGAAGAUGCAAAGCGGCAUCUUGCUAGCGCUGAGAGUUGGAGGCACGGGAAAGAGACAGCAGCUCAGAUUCAGAAUAUUAAACUGAUCCAGGCGUACAGGGGCCUGCUGGAUUAUAUCAUCUGGUGUGACAAAAAGUCCACACGCUCCAACAGCGAUUAUUAUGAAUCUGAUUCCAAUCAAACCAUGCAAAACUACUUCAGGCAAGCGUCAGUGAAUCUUGAGGAGAUUUUGAAAAAUCCAGGCGUCUGGGAUUGUUUCAUACUGAGAUAUGUUGAGAUGCUCGAGUUUUAUGAGCAUCAUAAGGAGGCUCUGCAAGUCCUGAAUGACUAUGCGUAUGACAGCAAUUUCCCACCCAAUCCCAAUGCGCAUGUCUACCUCUACCAGUAUUUAAAGCGACAAGGUGCUUCGGAGAAGAGACUGAUGAAAGUGUUGAAGGUCCUCCAUGCAUUGGUCCCCAGCCAUGAGUUGAUGCUGGAGUAUAGCUCUCUCCUGCUUCAGUCAGAGAAACAAAGUGACACCCAGAAAGCUUUGGGAGUUGUCCUGGAAAUGCUGGACUUCAAUUGCUGGGGGAGCAACCUGGAAGUGUGGAUCCGUUUAAAGGCAGUGAUCCAAAAGCUUCAAAAUCAAGUAGACUGGGAGAACAUUGUCUGUGAAAAGAUGGCUGAAAGAAAAGACUGGUGGCUUGCGCUGCACUUCACGAGCUUCCAUGCCACGAAAGACUCAAAGGAGAAGCCCGAGCUUUUUGAAGUGAAAGCUUCGCUGACAAAAAUCCUUUGCCCAGACCGACCACUGAAGUAUAGCGUGAAUGGCUCACAGGUGAAGGGCAAAGCUGAGACAAAGAAAAGAAAAGGAAGAAGAUAUUAAAGCUCCAUUUUGUUAAAUGUUAA
This is a messenger RNA of Neolamprologus brichardi, 1591 nucleotides long. It is a transcript of the gene taf1a, whose product is annotated as TATA box binding protein (TBP)-associated factor, RNA polymerase I, A. Gene Ontology annotation, cellular component: RNA polymerase I transcription regulator complex. The record is from RefSeq and is a predicted model, not a curated record. Gene Ontology annotation, biological process: transcription by RNA polymerase I. NCBI's taxonomy places the organism in Eukaryota, Metazoa, Chordata, Actinopteri, Cichliformes, Cichlidae.